AUGUCCUUAACCAGGCGACCAAGUUUGGUAAACCGCGACGGGAAGUUGCUGUUCUGCCCCUGCGGGGCCAAGCUGAACAUCAUCGAUGUGGAGACCGGAGCUCUGCGCAGCCUCCAGCAGGAGGAGGAAGAGGACAUCACCUCGUUUGCCCUGAGCCCCGAUGAUGAGGUGCUGGUGACGGGCAGCCGGGCGCUGCUGCUGCGGCAGUGGGACUGGAGAGAGGGCAGGUGCACCCGCACCUGGAGGGCCAUCCACGUGGCACCAGUUGCCAGCAUGGCCUUUGACUCCACCUCGACGUUGCUGGCCACAGGUGGCUGUGACAGCACCAUCAAGAUCUGGGAUAUGAUCAAGCAGUACUGCACACACAACCUGAAAGGAUCCUCAGGAGUUGUACACCUGGUUGAGUUCCACCCUGAUGUCUCCCAGCCACGGCUCUUCUCCUCCUCCAUGGAUUACAAGAUCCGCAUCUGGGACUUGGGCUGCAGCCGCUGCCUGGCCACCCUGGACGGGCACUUCAGUGCUGUCACCUCCCUGGCCUUUGCUGAUGGCAACACCCUCCUGAGUUCUGGCCGUGAUAAAAUCUGCCUGGUGUGGGACCUGAAGACCAGAGAAAGUAAACGCACCGUCCCUGUCUACGAGAGCGUGGAAGCCGCUGUCCUGCUGCCUCGAAAGGGAGAUUUCUCCCAGCUGGGUGUGAAGAAGGAGGGGUUGCACUUUGUCACAGCUGGCAGCAAAGGCAUCCUGAAAGUCUGGGAAGUUGCCACAGCUGCCUGUGUGUACAGCCAGACCGUGCCCUUUGAGCUGCAGGAGGAGCCCAGUGAGCACAGCCUGACCCAGUGCCUGCUCCUGCCUGCCAGGAACCAGCUCCUCACCGUGACCGCCGAGCACAACAUCCUGCUGUACGACGCUCACACGCUGCAGCUCAGGAAGCAGCUUGCAGGUUACAACGAUGAGGUUCUGGAUGUGAAGUUCCUGGGGCCUGGUGAUUCUCACAUCGUCGUGGCUACCAACAGCCCCCAGCUGAAAGUGUUUGAGCUGGCAACAUCCCACUGCCAGAUCCUCUAUGGCCACACAGAAACAAUUCUUGCUUUGGAUGUCUUCAGGAAAGGCCUGAUGUUCGUCAGCUGUGCGAAGGACAAAAGCCUCCGAGUCUGGCGGAUGCAGAAGGACGGGCGGGUGAGCUGCGUUGCCCGGGGCCUGGGACAUGCCCACGGGGUGGGCGCCGUCUCCUGCUCCAGAAUGAAAGAAACCUUUGUAGUGACCAGCAGCCAGGACUGCACAAUCAAGAUCUGGAAUAUCCCAGAAUCCCUCACUUCCAAAGCCAAAGCAGCCUUGCUCUCCAGUCCAGAAACCCUUCAUGCAAAAGUGACCGAGAGGGCUCACAACAAGGACAUCAACAGCGUGGCGGUCUCUCCGAAUGACAAGCUCCUGGCCACGGGCUCGCAGGACCGGCUGGCCAAGCUCUGGUCCUCUGCUGAUUGCUCCUUGCUGGGUGUCUUCAUGGGGCAUAAACGUGGGAUCUGGUGUGUGCAGUUCUCCCCAGUGGAUCAGAUCUUGGCCACCUCUUCAGCAGAUGGGACUCUGAAGCUUUGGGGUCUCCGGGACUUCAGCUGUCUGAAGACCUUUGAAGGUCACGAUGCCUCUGUACUGAAGAUCAUUUUCGUAAGCCGAGGAACGCAGCUGCUCAGCAGUGGUUCUGAUGGACUCUUAAAACUCUGGACAAUUAAAACAAAUGAGUGUGUGAAAACCUUAGAUGGUCACGAAGAUAAAAUCUGGGGUCUUCACUCUAACAAGCAGGAUGAUAUGGUGGUGUCAGCAUCCAGUGACUCCUGCAUCACGCUGUGGAAGGAUGUCACUGAAAUCGAAGAGAAAGAGGCACAAGCUAAAGAGGAGGAGCAGAUUCUGAAAGAACAAGAGCUUUCUAACCUGCUUCAUGAGAAAAGAUACCUCAAAGCUUUAGGGCUGGCAAUCUCUCUGGAUCGUCCACACACAGUGUUGAUGGUGAUCAAAGCCAUCCUCAAGGAAACUGAUGGGAGAAAGCACUUGGAAGAGAACAUUGUUCGGCUCCGGAAGGAUCAGAAAGAGGCCGUGUUAGCAUUCCUGGUGACAUGGAAUACCAACUCCCGGAACUGCCACGAGGCCCAGGCUGUGAUGGAAACCCUGCUGAAGCACGAGGCACCAGACAGCCUCCUGCAGUACGUGGGCAUCAAACCCGCCGUGGAGUCCCUGCUGCCCUACACCGAGCGGCACUUCCAGCGGCUGGGCCGGCUGCUCCAGGCCUCCAUGUUCAUCGAGUUCAUGUGGCAGCACAUGCGGCUGAACGACCCUGCCCCGCCGGACGUGCCCUCCUGA
Chaetura pelagica (chimney swift) is the source of this 2352-nucleotide messenger RNA. It is a transcript of the gene TBL3, whose product is annotated as transducin (beta)-like 3. The transcript is spliced from 21 exons. The record is from RefSeq and is a predicted model, not a curated record. Lineage: Eukaryota; Metazoa; Chordata; Aves; Apodiformes; Apodidae. Gene Ontology annotation, cellular component: nucleolus; small-subunit processome; 90S preribosome. The coding region runs from base 1 to 2352 and encodes 783 amino acids. Gene Ontology annotation, biological process: endonucleolytic cleavage in 5'-ETS of tricistronic rRNA transcript (SSU-rRNA, 5.8S rRNA, LSU-rRNA); endonucleolytic cleavage to generate mature 5'-end of SSU-rRNA from (SSU-rRNA, 5.8S rRNA, LSU-rRNA). Gene Ontology annotation, molecular function: U3 snoRNA binding; protein binding.